Molecule: messenger RNA, 891 nt
Organism: Truncatella angustata
Lineage: Eukaryota; Fungi; Ascomycota; Sordariomycetes; Amphisphaeriales; Sporocadaceae
Exons: 1
Coding region: 1-891 (296 amino acids)
Source: RefSeq, a predicted model, not a curated record
AUGGCCGGUGCUGAAAGCACUUUAUGGCGCACAAUGGUGGAUACCAUCCAAGGGGCAAUGUUCCGCUAUACCAAGUCUGUAAAUGAUAUCAAGCUCUUCGAAUGGGAUGCCCAUGAUAUUUGGUAUCAAUAUAUCCAACUAGCAAAGAAUAUUGAUGCUGAGCACCCUGCACAGGACCGAUUGGUCCGAGUGGUCCUAUGGACCCGCGAACUCGGUGUACUGUCAAGAACUAAAAAGCGCUCGCAGCUUUGGCCUGUCACCGAAUGGGAUAACCACAAGAUCGUGGUGCAGGAAGCUGUUACUGAAGAUGGAAGACUUUGGAUCGAUCUUCCAUAUUUGGUUAGAGACGUAUGCUCAGCUUGGGCUGAUGUCAUGAAUUCUACCACCAGCCCACCCCAUCAUUACAACCUCGCAUCGGCCAUUGCACGUCUUGCUGGCUUAGGCAUCCGAGAUAACGCCCUCAGCGGGUGUGGGCUUGCAGUUAUGCGUGAAGGUCUCGAGGUUCCCCGAGCCAUCUACCAUGAAUCAUCCCCUACUGGACCAGCUCUAGAGGAGUCCGCUAGGUCCAUGACCACAAUGUCAAUCAUGGACUUUCACCCCAUGCUUAUGUCCUGGAUGGUAUACGCUGGGCACAAGCUUCUACAUCUCAGCCAUACUUCGUAUGAUGCAGCUUCCUGGGACACUGCGCAAACGCACCUUGGUGAGUUGGCAAUUAGCGCUGGAGUCGGAUCUGCUGGCUUUAGUCGCGCAAGGUUUGGGUUUUGGGUAAAUAGGAUGGAAGAACUUAAGCAGAAUGACAAGAAGGAAGUGAAAGAAGCCUUUCAGAAGUGCUAUUUCCUUGCUAGUAGGAUUCUUCACGAGUUGGAUGAUCAUGGACUUGAAGAAGUUUGA